Molecule: messenger RNA, 834 nt
Organism: Penicillium malachiteum
Lineage: Eukaryota; Fungi; Ascomycota; Eurotiomycetes; Eurotiales; Aspergillaceae
Product: RNA-binding signal recognition particle subunit SEC65
Exons: 2
Coding region: 1-834 (277 amino acids)
Biological process (GO): SRP-dependent cotranslational protein targeting to membrane, signal sequence recognition; SRP-dependent cotranslational protein targeting to membrane
Cellular component (GO): signal recognition particle, endoplasmic reticulum targeting
Molecular function (GO): 7S RNA binding
Source: RefSeq, a predicted model, not a curated record
AUGUCGCAAUACGCUCGUGUCGAGGAGCUGUCAGACUCCGACCCUGAUGAGGUCGCGCCUUCCGACUUUCUUCCCGAAAAUACCAUCAUUGCACCCAUUGCACCCGCCGUGCCAACACCGGCCCCAGCAAAGCCAACCCCAGCUUUCGCCCCACCAAUCUCCCAGGUGCCAGAGCCUCAGCGCGAAAUCCCCCGUCACUUCCAAUGUCUCUACCCGGUUUAUUUCGAUAAGAGUCGCUCCCGCGCCGAGGGCCGUAAGGUUGGUGCCGAGCUUGCUGUUGAGAACCCGCUGGCGCGAGACAUCGUGGAUGCGGUACAGAUGCUGGGAUUGAAGGCUGGCUUGGAGCCCGAAAAACUACACCCGAAAGAUUGGGCGAAUCCCGGCCGAGUGCGCGUGCUCCUCAAGGAUGAAGAUGGCACUUUGGUCAAUCCUGGCAUUAAGAAUAAGCAUCACCUCUUUAUCCUCGUUGCACAAUAUCUGAAAGCCCACCCUACGAAUGAGCAAUCUCCGUACCGCCUCCGUAUUCGCGGCUUGCCCAUGCCCGAGAAACUCCCUGAAGCUCCUUCAGCCCCACGUGGUUGGAAGAUCGGAAAAAUCCUGCCUAUCCACUCGCCCGCAUACAGUGGUGGUGGUGUGAGUGACAACCCAUUCAAAGAGGCCAUGGCGGAGAUGCAAAAUAUGCAGGGAAUGCCCGGAAUGCCCCAGAUCCCUGGAAUGCCUGGUAUGGGUAUGCCUGGUAUGCCCGGGAUGCCAGGCUUCCCCGGUAUGGGUGGUGAGCCCUCUGGCUCAGCCCCAGAAAAGAAGAAGAAGGAUAAGAAGAAGGGCAAGGCCUAA